CGGUUGCUAUGGCGAUGGCCAAUAGCAAGCCUGUGUGUAGGAGUUUCCAUCUGGCUCCGAAUGCAGCAUGACCUGUCGGAUAGACACAAGCAGAGGCAGCCUGGCUCCAACAGGGAUGAAGGAUCGAAUCCUGGAACUAAGAUAUGUGUUUCUCAUGUUAAAAUAUACCAGACUUGAAAUGGAAGCAAGCAAAGGCAUGCAACAAAGUAAACAAUAAAAAACACUCACAGUUGAUAUAAAUCUUUUGGUACUACAUAUAUAUAUAUAUUAACAUGUCAGAAUGUAAAGUGGUCUGUUCUGAUGAACCUUUGUCACAACUGGGAGAAAAUGACCAAGUUAGCAAAUACUUUAGAGGCUAUUCCUCUAUGGGAUUCCUCCGAAAAGGUAGAAACAAAAGGAAGCCAAGUCGAAGCAAUCUGUGUAUUAAACCCAAGGACUUCAAUGAAAGUGACAAGAAAAGUGCUAACAUAGGGGCAAAAAAAGGUGAGGUUCUUGGUUUGGAAGAAGUCUCUAAUGAGUUUACUUGUACCUCAUCGAUUAUGGAAAACUACAGCCUAACUACUAAUAAAGAGUCAAAAUUUAGCUUCCGCAAACUAGAGGAUGGCACUUUCGCCUUAGAAACCAAGAGCCCAAGCGAGCUUAAUCCAGACAAGAGUGAGUCUGGAAUUUUGAAGAGGUCCACAAAGAAACGGCACAAAAAAGGGCGUCAUUCCCACAAGCCACUUAAAAUAUGCUUCAAAAAAAGAAGUAAAGCUCGUCGAAAGUCUUCAGAUUCGAAUGAUGAGUACAGAUCAGAUCAUAAAACAUUAACAGGCUCAACUCUACAAGAGGACAACAGUUGUUUUGAGGACAACAAUGAUGACUGUUCUGAACAAGAUCAGACAAAAAGAAAAACUUGGGCAACUUUAAGAAGUCUGGUAACUCGAAGACGAAAGUUACGAUCUUCAGUAAAAAGACAAUCCCAGUUGAGUGGAAGACACAAUGAAACCAACACAGGCAAUGCUUCCAUUCAGGAGAUUUCAAAGAAGAAAACAUUCUCCAACAUAAGGAUUCCAUGCAUGAACUUUUCAAGAGGGAAAAGAUCCACAAAUAUCCCAUUGCCUUCUGAAGACACUCUUUGUACAAUCAAAUCCACAGAUACCAGUGGAACGGAUUCAGGACCUGACUGUGAUAGAAGUGACAAGGCUUUGGCUGCUAAGUAUAAACUUCAGAAGUCUUUAGAUAUAGAAAAUGGCAAAAUCAGUAGCAAUCUUGAAAGUGGUUUACAGACAAGCAUAGAUCCAAAGUCAGAAGACACACAGAAGCUGUCAAGUAGGGAUUCCAAAAAUAUACAAAAUAUUCAAGAAACCAAUAGGCCUAAACUAAAGGAGAACUUAAUUAUAAGUGAUGAGGUCCAACCUAAGACUGAAUCCCAAAGUAGGAACAUUAAAGACUCCCUUAGAGACUGUCCAGGUGACUUAAAAGUCCCUUUGAUCAGUAUCACUGAAGUUUCCAUCAAAGUUGAUACACCUUCAGAUGUGUAUGAAAUGCUUCUCAUAUCUACAGCUGCUUCUCUUGUCAAUAAAGUUAUUGAGUCAUCCAUACAAAAGUUGAUUGAAGAGGAUACUUUCCUUAAUCAUGUUCCGGGCAAGGACUCUGGAAGAUUCUAUAUUUAAAAAAGAUGUUUUAAAAAAUACAGAUCUCCACUAUGAUGUUAAAUUCUGUGCCUUUAAAGAUGAAUCAACAUUCUGAAAUGCAGCUUAGUGGAAAAAUAUUCUCUGGAGUAAUCGAAACUCCAAAGAAUGUGAAGGUUCUAAUCAAUUAUAAGUUGAUGGUGUUUGUACCUAUCAGUUUGAAAUGUUUCCGCCAUAGCUGUCCUGCCUCCAGUAUAAUGUAUUAUUAUAUAUUGCUUUUAUUAAAAUGUUUAUUUAAGUAAAAUGAAAAA
This is a messenger RNA of Hyla sarda, 1924 nucleotides long. RefSeq names its product A-kinase anchoring protein 5 (gene AKAP5). The record is from RefSeq and is a predicted model, not a curated record. Gene Ontology annotation, molecular function: beta-2 adrenergic receptor binding; molecular adaptor activity; adenylate cyclase binding. Gene Ontology annotation, cellular component: postsynaptic density; plasma membrane; dendritic spine. NCBI's taxonomy places the organism in Eukaryota, Metazoa, Chordata, Amphibia, Anura, Hylidae. The coding region runs from base 273 to 1655 and encodes 460 amino acids. The transcript is spliced from 2 exons. Gene Ontology annotation, biological process: positive regulation of adenylate cyclase activity.